GUAAAAAAAAAAACAGUGUAAUAGUAGUAUAAAUAGGCUAGGCAAACAAUACAUGAACACAACCAAAGUAGAACAAAAAAAACACAGAGAGAGAAAAAGUGUCUGUAACAUCACAAAUUUCUCAUUCCAAUGGCAGAAUCAGUGGAAAAGUCAUCGACUUUCAUGGUCAGAAACAGAGCUUGGUCAUCUGAGACCACCAUAACAGAUGUGAAUGUGGACUCACUCUCUCAGUGUGCUACCUUUCUCAACCUUCAAGAAGUCUCCAACAUGGCCAUGACCUGCAACUUAUUCAAAAAGGUCGCUUAUUCAGACCCCAUCUGGCAUCGUUUGUACAGGGAACAUUGGCACAGAGAAAUCCCAGCUGCUGUUUCUCAAAAACUAGGAGCUCGAGAUGCAUAUCUGGCUCGACACAAAUCGGUUAAUCAGUUCGAGUUUAGUGAUCCAAUUGGUUUCGACACUUUCACAGCCUCGAAACCUGUUGAUCACCUCAUCAUUGACAAUAACACCAUUAUCUUUGCUCAUGGUCCAUGGCUAAGGAUCACAAACAUUAACACCCCUUUUCUUACAAAAGGUUCGACUGUCAUGCUCAAUGGUCAUACUGAAAGAAUAACUUGUAUGAGGUAA
Molecule: messenger RNA, 624 nt
Organism: Cannabis sativa
Lineage: Eukaryota; Viridiplantae; Streptophyta; Magnoliopsida; Rosales; Cannabaceae
Exons: 3
Coding region: 130-624 (164 amino acids)
Molecular function (GO): protein binding
Source: RefSeq, a predicted model, not a curated record